AUAAAUAUAUAUUAUUUCAUCUUCUACGUCUCACCCCCAGCACCACCAUCGAUCCCACCAUUUUUGUCUCCCUUCCGCAUGCAACCCUAACACUGGAAAUCAACCAAAAUUCAAAACCUGUCUACCUUGUUUCCUUGUUUCUGCAUGUUAUGAUCGAUCGGUGGUGGUGUGUGAAUUUCUAAAGCUAAAUCUCAAAUGAAAUCUCAAAUGUGUCGCUAAAAAGCACAACGUUGGGGAUCAUCAAGAAAUGGAGGUGCAGCGGAUGAGACAAUUGAUGUUGUUGUGGUCUAGAGUGCAAAGUACACGUGUGGCCCUCGUGGGUGGAAAUCACACCGCCGCCAGGUUUUGCACCCGCUAAGUUCUUUGGCUCUGCUCAACCUCCCUCUCCUAUAUAGCUUAAGCUUUCUGCUAGUAGCAACCAUAUUGUUUUUCUCUUUUUUUUUUUUCUUUUUUUCUUUUUUCCUUUUGGUUUCAAAUAUUUUCCUGUCCCCGCUUCUAUGCACUAUUUCCGGUUCACCAUUCUCACGAAAACAAGAACGCCACCGGCCACCGUAGUACUCUAGUAUUCAUCUACGCGCGUACUUCUCCAUCCAAUAAAGAGUUUGCGAAUAUGGACAUCGACGUCAUAGCUCGAGGUUUCUGCAAGAAAUACAAUCACUUUCCCGGAGAUGGGCUUGGAUCGUACCAUGAUGCUCGAUAUUUAGUCAUCUGCAGGCUCUCCGGCUCCAAGAUUUUGAAACUUCUCUUGCGCUCCUUGGUUUUGGCGUUGCUCAUUGUUUCUUUCCCACGGCUAGGGUCGAUUGUUAGAGGAUUCUUGGCCUCUUCACCAGUCACUCCUGAGGCUGAAGUUGGAGCCGAUCUGACAAAUCUCGGACAUUUGCCUUUGAUCUUCCGUGAUUUGACAAAUGAAGGCCUCCUGAAAGUGGGAGAGAAAGCUGUUUUCCUAAGCAAUGGCGAGGAAGCUAAAUACAGGCCACUGCAGGUUCUAAGGGACCAUGAAAUGGACGUCAUCUCCAUCACGAAUUUGGAGCGACAGAGCUCGAUUCAGAGCGAAACUUUUGACUUCGCGUGGACAUCUAACUUCCCAGCUGCCGCAGAUUUCAUCGACCGGACCCUCAAGAUAGGCGGCAUUGUCGCCAUUAAGCUCGGUGAAAAUCCAUUGGUUACAUUGAACGGGCCGUCCAACUAUAAACUCGUCUACAUCAGCCGUCGCUUCGAGUCGACCGUCGUGGCCAUGAAGAAAACCGGUCUUGCUGAACUCAAUUUGGCCACAAAAAGAAAGCUAUGUGGGGAGACAUCGGAAGCGAAAAAGGCUGCGCUCCAGAACCUCGAAGACGUUCUCCUUGAGCCGCCACGGGCAGCUUCAGGGAAAUCAAGCCGCUAUUUGAAACGAACCAGGUACCUUCCUGAUCUAAUGGGCGACAACCUCGAAAGCUACCCACGGCGUGUGUUCAUAGACGUUGGAUUGCCAGAGAAGGAAGGCGGUAGCGGAACUAAUUGGUUCGCAAAGCAUUAUCCGACAAGGAAUAAGGACUUCGAGAUGUACAAGAUCGAGACAGUGACGGAAGGCAAGGAGGUCCCGCAAAUCGGGAUGUCGGAGUGGUUGAAGAAGAAUGUAAGAGACGAGGAGUAUGUGGUGAUGAAGUCAGAGGCUGAAGUAGUGGAGGAGAUGGUGAAGAGCAAGGCGAUAAGGUUGGUGGACGAGCUUUUCUUGGAAUGCAAGCCACAAGGUCACACUAGUAGGAAGAAUGAAAACAAAUAUAGAAGCCGAAGGGCUUACUGGGAAUGCUUGGCACUGUACGGACGGCUGAGGGAUGAAGGUGUUGCGGUGCACCAGUGGUGGGGUUGACAUGCAUGCUACAUGCAGAACGAAGAUUAAUUUCAGAGAGAGAGAGAGGUAGGUGAUCAUCAUCAACGUAGCAAGCAAAGAUCAUGCAGUUCUUACAUAUAUUUGUCAUAUUUCUGGGAAUUAUUUGGUUGUACGGGUUUAUAUUUUUGCAUUGUGCGUUUGUAUUUUGUCCGUUUGUGUUGAGUGUACGUGCAUGGUACUUGUUGAUGAUCUGUUGUUUGGCUAUCAAUCGCGCCAAUGCAAUUUGAUUGCUAA
Messenger RNA from Carya illinoinensis, 2104 nucleotides. RefSeq lists its product as uncharacterized. Lineage: Eukaryota; Viridiplantae; Streptophyta; Magnoliopsida; Fagales; Juglandaceae. The coding region runs from base 611 to 1849 and encodes 412 amino acids. The record is from RefSeq and is a predicted model, not a curated record. The transcript has a single exon.